Messenger RNA from Diaporthe citri, 882 nucleotides. RefSeq lists its product as uncharacterized. The transcript has 5 exons. Lineage: Eukaryota; Fungi; Ascomycota; Sordariomycetes; Diaporthales; Diaporthaceae. The coding region runs from base 1 to 882 and encodes 293 amino acids. Gene Ontology annotation, biological process: protein phosphorylation. Gene Ontology annotation, molecular function: protein kinase activity; ATP binding. The record is from RefSeq and is a predicted model, not a curated record.
AUGAAUGCUGAAUUUCUUGCCUGCCAUUAUCAGAUCAAGGAGCUAUGGGACGAGGAAAAUCUGUCUCGCUAUGAACCAGGAGGGCAACAUCAGUGGGUCUCCCUGAAGAUCCUAACAGCCGACGCUACAUCCCGGUCCCGAGAGCUGCAAACGCUGCGUGCGUUGCAAGAGGACAACUCUAUAAAACAUGUCGUCCGUCUGCUAGACUCGUUCGUACACGCAGGACUUAACGGCAAUCAUCAAUGUCUCGUACUGGAACUGCUCGGUCCUAGUGUCGGCUAUGUCGUCAGCAACGAGUACAAUGAACCUGGGGAACGCCUCGAGGUGGAUACUAUUUUGAGAAUCACCAAGCAACUGCUUCAAGCCCUUGCAUCACUGCAUAAGGCCGGGUAUGCACAAGGAGAUGUCAGUGCACGCAACAUAGCUUUUACCAGCUCUUGUUUCAAAGACUGUUCCGAAGAACGCCUGGCUGAGAUUCUUGGGCCUCCAAAGACUGAAGAAUUGCGUCCAGUCGACGACGAGCCCUUAAAGGAUAGCUUACCCAAGUACAUCGUGGAAAGCACACGAUGGGAAGACUGGUUAGAAGAGGACGAAGAGGACAUUCGCCUUAUCGACUGGGGUGAAGCGUUUUGUCGAGGGGCUGAGCCUGUUAAAAUUGCACAGCCUUUUGGCCUGAACGCACCCGAGACCGUGUUUACCCCACGCAUCGACUACAGAAUGGACCUGUGGCGUGCUGGAUGGAUACCAUUCCUAGCGUACGGGAUUGACGGAUGGAUCGGUAAUAUGAUUGACUUCAAUGAAGACUUGCCAGCGGAAUGGCGACCAAAAUGGGAGGAAAUGAAGCGCACCACCUCAAAUGGUUUGGACGAAAUAUUAGGAUGA